CGCUCGCUUGUAGCACAGCGUCAAGAAACUCGCGGGGCAGCGGCAGGAUGGGAGAGGAGUGCAAGGGCGCGGGGGCGGACGUGAACGCCGGCGUCGACCCGGCGGCGAUCGAGAAGCUGUACGAGGACGUGCCGCCGAUGCCGCUGAUGGCGCUGAACCACAUCUCCCGCCUCUGCAAGUCCGUCGACGCCUCCGUCCGGUUCUACGUCAAGGCGCUCGGCUUCGUCCUUAUCCACCGCCCUCCCGCGCUCGACUUCUCCGGCGCCUGGCUGUUCAACUACGGCAUCGGGAUACAUCUCGUCCAGAGGGACGACGCACGGCGAGCCGCCGACGUCAACCCCGGCGAGCUCGACCCCAUGGACAACCACAUCUCGUUCCAGUGCGAGGACAUGGGCGCGAUGGAGAAGAGGCUGAAGGAGAUGGGGAUCAGGUACAUGAAGAGGACCAUCAACGAGGAGGAGGGUUCGCCGAUCGACCAGCUCUUCUUCAAGGACCCAGACGGCUUCAUGAUCGAGAUCUGCAACUGCGAGAACCUCGAGCUCGUCCCCGCCGGCGCCCUCGGCCGCCUCAGGCUGCCCCGCGACCGCCACAACCCGCCGCUCCGGAUGGACGGCGCCGACGAGUAGCACCAUGCCAAACGCGUAACACGGGGCCUGCGCGCGUGUGCGUGGCUAAGCAAGUUACCUUUUAGUAUUUAUAGAAUGAGGGAGUUAGCUAGUGGUGUGACGAACUGCUGUCACGUUUUAAACUUUCAAUUCUGGGUACUGCUAAGUUUCUCUGCACUCUAUGGUGCGCCGUGUGUGUUUGUCAAUCAGCUGGUCGCUGCACCCUGAUUUUCUGCUGGACAGUGUUUGGUUCCGCUUCGCACGAUGCUCUGGGAAAGAAAAACUGCAGCAUUAAUUUUUUUCUAUGUAGGUUAGUGCCGCGUCUCAAAAUAAAUAUCAUAAUUUUGUACUC
Molecule: messenger RNA, 957 nt
Organism: Hordeum vulgare subsp. vulgare (domesticated barley)
Lineage: Eukaryota; Viridiplantae; Streptophyta; Magnoliopsida; Poales; Poaceae
Exons: 3
Coding region: 48-626 (192 amino acids)
Source: RefSeq, a predicted model, not a curated record